Messenger RNA from Hipposideros armiger (great roundleaf bat), 2718 nucleotides. RefSeq names its product golgin A7 family member B (gene GOLGA7B). Lineage: Eukaryota; Metazoa; Chordata; Mammalia; Chiroptera; Hipposideridae. The coding region runs from base 303 to 803 and encodes 166 amino acids. The record is from RefSeq and is a predicted model, not a curated record. Gene Ontology annotation, cellular component: palmitoyltransferase complex. Gene Ontology annotation, biological process: protein targeting to membrane; peptidyl-L-cysteine S-palmitoylation. The transcript has 6 exons.
UCUCCAGCAAGGCAUCUCUGAGCCGCGGCAGCCGGCGAUCCCGCGGUGAAGAGCCUCGGGCGCGGCCUCGCUUCGACCGCAUCAGCACCGCGGACAGCACAGCGCCUGCCCCACAGGACCUAGGCGCGGAGGACCCACCUGCCCACCCGCGCCCAGGCCCGCGGCGUCCGCAUCAGCACCGCGGACAGCGCCCGGGCCCCAUCUCGUCGCCGGCAGCCCACCUACUCCCUGAGUCAGCGCCGCGGACAGACCCCCAUCGACUGGCCCCUCAGCAGGCUCGGAGCGCUCAGCGCCCCCGGAAUAUGGCCACCGAGGUCCACAAUCUGCAGGAGCUCCGGCGAAGUGCCUCGCUGGCCACCAAGGUCUUUGUCCAGAGAGACUACAGUGACGGGACCAUCUGUCAGUUCCAGACCAAAUUCCCCCCAGAACUGGACAGCCGGAUUGAGCGGCAGCUCUUUGAGGAAACUGUGAAGACCCUCAACAGCUUCUACGCGGAGGCUGAGAAGAUUGGGGGCAGCUCCUACCUGGAGGGCUGCCUGGCCUGUGCCACAGCCUACUUCAUCUUCCUCUGCAUGGAGACCCACUACGAGAAGGUUCUCAAGAAGAUCUCCCGCUACAUCCAGGAGCAGAAUGAGAAGAUCUUUGCCCCUCGAGGCCUCCUGCUCACGGACCCUGUGGAGCGGGGGAUGAGGGUUAUUGAGAUCUCCAUUUACGAGGACCGGUGCAGCAGUGGCAGCUCCAGCAGUGGCAGCAGCGGCAGUGGCAGCAGCAGUGGUGGGGGUGGUGGGGCGGGGGCCCGGUGACUGGCCGAGAGUCCCUGCAGAGAGGUAUACGGCCGCGCAGAGGGCCUUGCAGACCUGCGGAGGCUGCGUUACCAGAGCACUCGCUUCUGACUAUUCUCUGGGCCCACCUGCUACCCUGAGGCGGGAGGGAGGGAGACUGGCCUAGUGUUUCCCGCAGGCCAUCAACCUGCGACGCCUGCCCCCAACCCCUUGGCAGGAUGGUCCACUUCCUGACCUGGCUUUUCCCCAUGAGGCUGGUCUGGGUCACGCGGAGGCUGGGGGUGGGGACAAUACAAGUUGGACGGCUCCUUUAUUCUGUGGCUCCUCUCUCGGCACCACAGAUGGGGCCCAGGUCUGUCACCUAGAGAAUUCCCAUCCUGCAUGAUUUCUCACCCCAAAUCCCACCACCACCAGGACUCUCUUCCCUUGGGGCCCUGCUUCCCGUGUCUGUCUUCCAAUAUCUGUGCUUCCUGAUGCCACCAAAGGCCUCUGUCUAUCUAUGAUCCUGCCUCCACCGAAUUCGAGGUCUGGGGAUAUGGGAGGGGUCCGACUAUGGGCGCCGUGGUGAGCUGUCCAGCCCCCUCCUGGCCUCUUCUAGACCACCCAAAGCUUCCCUGCUCUCCACCCAAAGCCUGAAGCCAUCUUGGCCUUGCCAAGAAGCAUCUAACUCCUGAGUCUUGGAAAGCCACCAGGUGCUGGUUGUGGGACACGCAGCCCGGGCUCUGGGAGGUUAUGUGGGGGACUGGAGAAAUGCUUCAUGGAGAGAUAUAGACUUGGGGGGUUGACCCUCGAGAACCGGAGCCAAGUUCCUGAGAUUAGAACCUGCACAUACGUGAGAAUAAGUGUGUAUGUGCAUGUAGGCGCUUGUGUGAGUGCGCUAUUACAUAAAUAUACGUGUGUAUGUGUGUGAGUGCCGUGUGCAUGCACCUGUGUGUGUGUACACACGUGUGAGUGCACCUGUGUGAGCGUAUGUGUACACACGUGUGAGUGCAUGUGUGUGUGAGAGCGCACUUGUGUGCUCUCCUUGGCUGCUAGACCAAUGACUGCCCCUCUCUGCAUCCUGUCUUAUCUCCAUGAGCGCUGGUCUGUGGCUGCUUCCCUGCAUGGGUCCAGCCUGUCUCCCUGUCAAUAAGAGUCCUCAUGCUCCUUGCCCCAUGCCUGAGGCUGCCAGCUUGGCUCUUCGUCCUCGUCCUUCCCCCACCUGGAAGGUUCUCCCCACCUUCUGACGACUGUGCACAUUCUAGUAGAAGAGAAGUUGUUCUAGGAGAGCAGUCAACCUUGCAGGGCCUUCUGUGCCCCUUUCCGAGCCCCCCAUGACAAGGCAACAGGGCCACAGAUGCUACAUGGUAAGCCUGCCCAGGCUCUGGGCUCUCCAAGGCUUCCUUAGAUGUUCAAAGGAGCUGGCAACACGCAGGGGGAAAGGCAAACUCCUUUCUUGAAAGGAAGGAGAGGCAUCCAGGCAAUGAGUUCCUGGCUGCUGAGGCCCAGGGGGCCCGUGGGCAGGAAGCUGCCCCAUGCUGGUGCCUGAAGAUCGACAGAAGGAGGCUGCCUGCUUCAGCUGGCACGAGGUGCUAGAAGUGGAUACGACAGACCAGUCGCUGCAGGUAGCUUUCUGGAACCAAAGAGGGGCCUGAUUUUCUUUUGCACACAGGAGCAGUGUGUGGGGAGGAGGUGCCUCCCAGGGAGCCGGAGAGGGUGGCCUAGCCCCUGAGCCUAAGUGGGCCCUGGACCAAGACUCGCCCUAGAGAGUUGCAUCUCAGUGGGCUCCGCCACAAUCCCCCAAACCCCUGGACCCUGCCUGUGCCCAUCCUGGCUUCCUGUGUGGUUGGGCCUUGUGUCUGACCUGUGCCUCUCCUGUGGGAUGGCUGGGCACAGGUAAUGUGGUGCCCUUUUAUUUUAUUAUUUCUUUUUUCAAUAAAAGGACUUGCCUAACCUA